Pocillopora meandrina is the source of this 17062-nucleotide messenger RNA. The record is from the annotation of a GenBank genome assembly. Lineage: Eukaryota; Metazoa; Cnidaria; Anthozoa; Scleractinia; Pocilloporidae.
UGUGCUUGGAGACAGCCAUAUUCUACCUCUACUCAACUCUGCUGUGGAGGAAAGGUUGUUCAGAAAAUCAGAGGCUAUGCCUGCUGUGGAAAAAGAGUUUAUAACACCAACACCCAGGUAGAUAUCAACGAAAUGAUUUGAUAGAUGGCGAAUUUAUACAAUAUAAACAUGAUCAGUUUAUAACUAAUCGAGAUUACAGAAAUACAUCUCAUUUUUAUUCUUGAAGUGGUGAUUUCUAAUACAUUACAGACUCGCAUGAAAACAUCGUAAGCUCCCUCCCUCGUUGAGUUAUCAAUAUUUAUGGUAGCACUAUUUCAGAUACUUCUUUAUUCACUGUUUUUACUAUACUUGCCAUCUUUACGCUAUUAUGCCAGGGUCAUAAUAGAUGAAAUAGAGAAAUAGAGAAGCUUAGAGAAAUACUAAGAGAUCUCGAUUUAAGAAGAUAUCAAUAGAGAAAAGAGCAAGUCUAAGAUCAUUUUACUUUUCCUGAUUCUCAUAUUUACUCGUGGUCUUCAAUUCGUAAAGUAGUAUUUAAAGAUAAAUUAGAGGAAUACAUGAAACAACUUGGUGUUGGUGGUGUUGUUCCAAAUCAAACCAUGGAUCGGUGAGCUGUUGUGGCACGACAGUGAUCUUCUCCAAUUAUCAACGUUGCUGCGAUAAUAGAGUGUAUAACCCAUCAACUCAGGUAGAUAAGUUUUGAAGGUUAUCUCUGACAAAACGUGCAGCUGAGGUCACCGAAAGUGAACUUAUAGAAACUUGUUGCCCAAGGAGCACUAAAAAAAAGCAUCUCCUUGCGACUAAAUUGCUUUUACAUAUAUAAGAGUAUGCAUGGAAGGGAAUCAAUAGCAAAAAUACAUUGACUAUGAAAAUACUGCUCAGUGUCUUUCGUUUCAUCGGUGGAGUACCUUUCAGAUUAAAGCCCAAAAUUAUAGACGCUUAACCCUCAUUUUGCAGACUCCCCACUUUAACACUCAAGUAAGAUCAUUUAAGAAUUCCUUGAAAUAAUCCCGAGCUUUGUUCUGAGCAUGUUUAAAUUUGAUUUUCUGUUUUUCAUUUUUUUCUUUUAUUUGGUUUAUGUUUAACGCUGAAAUACUAUUUUCCAUGCUCUUGUGUAGGUUUGCUGCUCAGGAGUAAUCUCCAAAAAACCACACGGUGUAUCAACUCCAAGAUGCUGUAAAACCCUACCCUACAACCCAAACACUCAAGUAAGAUCAUUUAAGAAUUCCUUGAAAUAAUCUUGAGCUUUGUUCUGAGCAUGUUUAAAUUUAAUUUUCUGUUUCCCCUUUUUUCUUCUAUUUGGUUUAUGUUUAACGCUGAAAUACUAUUUUCCAUGCUUUUGUGAAGGUUUGUUGCUCAGGAGUAAUCUCCAAAAGACCACACGGUGUAUCAAAUCCAAGAUGCUGUAAAACCCGACCCUACAACCCAAACACUCAAGUAAGAUCAUUUAAGAAUUCCUUGAAAUAAUCUUGAGCUUUAUUUUGAGCAUGUUUAAAGCUAACUUUCUGUUUCUCAUUUUUUUCUUUUAUUUGGUAUAUUGUUAUUCCUCGCUUAUACAUUGUACCCACAUUUUUCAGAAACCUUGGACUGAGAACAAAAAUUUAAAAUAAAACUUAUUGAUCAGGCAGCGCAAAAACAUGCGUUCAAUGGGUUCAUCCACAGCACCAACACCCAGAUAGAUAUCAACGAAAUGAUUUGAUAGAUGGCGAAUUUAUACAAUAUAAACAUGAUCAGUUUAUAACUAAUCGAGAUUACAGAAAUACAUCUCAUUUUUAUUCUUGAAGUGGUGAUUUCUAAUACAUUACAGACUCGCAUGAAAACAUCGUAAGCUCCCUCCCUCGUUGAGUUAUCAAUAUUUAUGGUAGCACUAUUUCAGAUACUUCUUUAUUCACUGUUUUUAUUAUACUUGCCAUCUUUACGCUAUUAUGCCAGGGUCAUAAUAGAUGAAAUAGAGAAAUAGAGAAGCUUAGAGAAAUACUAAGAAAUCUCGAUUUAAGAAGAUAUCAAUAGAGAAAAGAGCAAGUCUAAGAUCAUUUUGCUUUUCCUGAUUCUCAUAUUUACUCGUGGUCUUCAAUUCAUAAAAUAGUAUUUAAAGAUAAAUUAGAGGAAUACACGAAACAACUUGAAAUAAAUUGAUAUUCACUUUCUCCGACGAUUAAAUUUUCAGGUAUGCUGUGGUGGUGUUAUUCAUCCCAAACCAAGCCAUGGACCGGUGAGCUGUUGUGGCACGACAGUGAUCUUCUCCAAUUAUCAACGUUGCUGCGGCAAUAGAGUGUAUAACCCAUCAACUCAGGUAGAUAAGUAUUGAAGUUUAUCUCUGACAAAACGUGCAGCUAAGGUCACCGAAAGUAAACUUAUAGAAACUUGUUGCCCAAGGAGCACUAAAAAAAAGCAUCUCCUCGCGACUAAAUUGCUUUUACAUAUGUAAGAGCAUGCAUGGAAGGGAAUCGAUAGCAAAAAUAUAUCAACUUUGAAAAUACUGCUCAGUGUCUUUCGUUUCAUCGGUGGGGUACCUUUCAGAUUAAAGCCCAAAAUUACAGACGCUUGACCCUCAUUUUGCAGACUCCCCACUGUCUCUGGCAAAAUAUUUUCUUCCACUCUCAGUACUUCUUUCCCCCUGAAAAUUUGAUUAUCGAUACUCCUCGUGUUGUCAACCCGAACUAGCAGUCUCAGUGAUAUCUUCAAAAGAUAAAGUUUAUGGUUAGCGCUGAAAUACUAUUUUCUAUGCUCUUGUGUAGGUUUGCUGCUCAGGAGUAAUCUCCAAAAAACCACACGGUGUAUCAACUCCAAGAUGCUGUAAAACCCUACCCUACAACCCAAACACUCAAGUAAGAUCAUUUAAGAAUUCCUUGAAAUAAUCCUAAGCUUUGUUCUGAGCAUGUUUAAAUUUAAUUUUCUGUUUCCCCUUUUUUCUUCUAUUUGGUUUAUGUUUAACGCUGAAAUACUAUUUUCCAUGCUUUUGUGAAGGUUUGUUGCUCAGGAGUAAUCUCCAAAAGACCACACGAUGUAUCAAAUCCAAGAUGCUGUAAAACCCGACCCUACAACCCAAACACUCAAGUAAGAUCAUUUAAGAAUUCCUUGAAAUAAUCUUGAGCUUUAUUUUGAGCAUGUUUAAAGCUAACUUUCUUUUUCUCAUUUUUUUUCUUUUAUUUGGUGUAUUCUUAUUCCUCGCGUGUACAUUGUACCCACAUUUUUCAGAAACCUUGGACUGAGAACUUCAAAAAUUUAAAAAACUUAUUGAUCAGGCAGCGCAAAAACAUGCGUGCAAUGGGUUCGUCUACAUGCAUUAAAAAUAAUGCUCAGCGGCUUUUAUUUCAGUGGCAAAACUGUGGUACCCAUCAUUGGUGGAGUAUCUUUUAAACGAACAACAAAAACUUCUGACAAACCACACAUAAACCAUCCCUGACAGAUUCGUUUUCUUCCACUCUCAGUAAUUAAUUAAUUCUUUCUAAAGCGUAUUUGAUUAUCGAUAAUCUCCGUAGUUAAAUUCCCGAAAAUUACCGUCUAUGUGAUCCAAAAUUAAGGUACGUUUUACUCUGAAAUGCUGUGUUUCAUGUUCUUUUUGGUAGGUUUGUUGCUCAGGAGUAAUCUCAAGUAAACCAUUUCGUGUAUCAAAUCCAAGCUGCUGUAAGACCACACCCUAUAACCCAAUCACUCAAGUAAGAUCAUUUGAGAAUUCUUGGAUAUGGUUGAACGCUUCAUUUUGAGCAAUUUAUAAAUUGAUUUCUCUCUUUUUCGGUUUGUUGUUUCUCUGUUUUGUUAUAUUCUAAGUCCUUGCUUGUACAUGGACCUCACACUUUCCAGAAACCUGCAGCUGAGAAAAUUAAAAAUUGAAAAUAAAACUGCUUGCUCAGCCAACACUGGAAAGAAACAAUUUAAAAUAAACCCCGGAGUGUAUCAACUCCAAAUUGUGGUGAAAACCGACCCCACCACCCAGACUCACGAGUAAAGUCAUUUGUGAAUCGGAGUUAUGGUCAUAGGGAUAAUUUUGAGAAUUUUGUUUUGUAAAUGCAAAGUCCUCGCCAGUAUAUGGAACACGUACCGUUCAAAGUCCACUCCUUUCGGUCAAAUGCAAAACGGUGACGAGCGAAAUCUCGGCGGGAUAUGGCAUUUUUCAGAACAAUAGAAAUGCAAUAUUCUGAGUUGAAAUUCAAUAAUUCAUUGUUGAUAAUUUUCCUAUUCUGACUGGCGUAAACGAGUAUAGGCGGACUUUUCCAUUAUUUUGUCUUUACAAUUCGUUGCCGUUUUGGUUUUGCCACCGAUUCUUACCACUUUCAAAUAUCAAGGGAACAAGUUUGCCUUGCCAUUAUUGCUAUAAAAUGUUUUAUCCUCCUUUUUUUUCCCUUUUAUCCCUCUCUUCAAAUGUAAUAUCUAGAUAAACGAAUGAACAAAUGAAUCAACAAAAUAACAGCUACAUUGAUGUUAAGAGGAUUGACUAGUGGACCAAGACCCAUUUUGCAGUUGCGCCGGUGCUAAAUCAAAUUCCAUUAACGGAUUUCUUAAAACAUUUUUUAUUAUAAAGAUCUUAAUUGUACUUUGUUUAACUUUUCAGGUCUGCUGUGGAGGCAGAGUAUUUACCAACAAGCUUUGCUGCGGAUCUGUACCGUAUAAUUCAAAUACCCACUGCUGCAAAUCAGGCUUCGUUCAACUUAAAGGCUGCUGCUAUGGAAACUCACCGUUUUCACCCUGUCGCAUACAACCUUGAUCGAAAUGUUGCAAUUUUACUGUACCUAAUGAUUUAGAGGUGCUUUGCUUUAGCGACACUCUAUAAACAGGUUUGUCGCCUUCAAACUUUGUGCUUGGGCCACAGCAGAUUCUUAAGCAAUGACUAUUUUAUGUACGUCGUUUUUAAUUCAAAUUAAACCUUCUCGCAGUUUUGAUCUCACUUUCUUUAGUAUGUUUAUUAUUAUCCCUUCAAUCAGGUAUCCCUCAUUGAUUACAUUUUUCUACAGAAGAUAUUACCAUUUGAGAGAUUAAAUGAGAUUGAACAUUUCAUUCCGUCACUUCCAAAGUAAAGACUCGAAAAAUAAAUUCUUAAAAUUAGAGCCGCACCAUAACCAUGCACAAACAUAUACAACCCUUCUCGCGGGUUUAUCACUUAUUAUUCAACAUUAUCUCCAUGUUCUCUUAUCUUUCCAACGUUGUGCCAAUUUCUACAAAUCGAUUCUCCCUGUUGCUUCCAGAGCGCUGACGAAUUCAGUGGAAAACUUCCGUUUAGAUCUAAUCUACGUGUUGCGUCACAAACCAACCCUCUGACAAGAUUCAAUAGAUGCACGAACAACUGUGUUCAGAAGGACCGAUUACAAGUUAAAACGGACUUGUCGUAUCGACUGUAACUUUAAUAUCUCAAUUACAUGGUUAAGAGACCAUGGUGGUAUAAUUAUGCUGAAACUAGCAAACAAAUUCUAGCCUACAAAGGAAUAAUUUUGUCUCGACGUGAAAUUUUCGAAUCAAAACCUACAAACAUCCAAGACAUCCAACGGUGUCGAGGCUCACAAUUCUGAUUUUUAAUAACUCAUUUCGUACGAUUGAAUCGUUGAAACUCAUUUUCAUAUCUUCCCCACCCGUUGGACCUCCGAUAGAUGCCCGCAUGAGAUCAGGGCCAUAUGUUUCAGUCAGUCCAAGACGGCGUCGGAUCGAUACCCAUGGGAUAUCAUAAAACUCGCGAAAUCUGAAUUUUCCCGUAGGAUUCAAGUCGUCAGUAACUUGUACUUGCAAUGUUCUAAGUUUGAAGACGUUGAACAUCGGUUUAAUUAAGCAGCUUCUACCAAUAAAUAAAUUUAAACCGCGUUAAAAAAAUACAGUUUUAAAACAUGGUCAAGCUUUGGUGGGUAUGAGAUAUUCGACAGUUUCCAGAAAACCAAAAACAGGGAAAAUAUUUGUUCCGCAAUAGCAUCGGAACUUGAACUCAUGGUUACUUCACUUGAAAACUUGACCUCUUAAGUUUCGGGUUGGAUUGACAAGAAAAGGGAUGAUGUAUGAAAUGCUUUUCAUCACGAAACUCAGACCUAAUUUUAAUGUCCAGACGGUCUCCAUACGUGUGAAACUUUGUGUUUAGCUUGUCGGUUUAAUUUUUGUUCGUUUGCUAGUUUCUCCGCUCUUAUCACCUUUGCUCUUCCUAGUAUUUAUAGUCCCUGGUUUUUAUCAUUUUUUUGACUUAGUAAUGACGUUUUAAGUAACAUCGAAAGGUCGUCGCCUUUUCUACCUUUUUUUCGCUUUUUAUAAUGGUUUUUGAAAAUGAGUUUUCGCAAAUUUUUAUUGUAAAUGUUUUUUUUAAGUCACUUCUACGUUUAAUUCUUGUGUUGGUUUUCAAACUGUUUACUGACACCGGUUCUGGCCGAGCGAUUCCUGAUCUUGGCCUCUCGUUGUGAUAAAAACAGUAUUUUCUUUUGUGCUCAGUUCUGGAAUGUACCUUCUAAUUUUUUAAUACUACAAACAGCCUUAUUAUUACAGCGUUAGCAACGAGGAAAUUUUUUUAUUCUAAACACGUCUUAUUCUAGACACCUUGGAAACUUGAAUAAAUGUAUGAUAUGCAGAAAGUUUUCCGACUAAAAGUCAACAUUUGAGACAUUUAAGGAAGAGGUGAUAUGCAGAAUUUUUUUUUUUUCGAUUGCAUGCAUUCUAACUACAAUAAUAAAUAGAGUACAAAUCUCCCACGAUAUUGUACGGUUAUUGUUCGUUACACUUGCGUGAGUUGUUUCAGCCACGCGUUUCUCACCCUUUGAGAAAUGAAUAAAGAUGUUGGAUAACAAAUAACUUAUAAAACUUUUUGGUGUGCCGGAUCGCUGAGUAUUGUUACUCGUUGUCUGUAUUUUAACUCACCAUGCAGGCUCGUCAAAAUACAGUACAACUCGUUGAUUUUUAUACGGUUUAUCGCUUUUGAAUUGCUUUUAAAAACCAUUCUAUUUGUGAUGGCAAAAUGGGAAAUUAAUUAAGUUUAUUAUACGAUAUUGCAGCUUUAAAACGGACAACAUUUAAGAACAGCAACUGAAAACAUUAAGAAUUGAAGAGCAAAAUAAAUCUGUGGAGGGCCAUAUUGAUGGUAUAUUGCCUAACUAGUCAUGCAUUCAUUUAAGGUUCAACUAUAGCUAGCCAUAAGUGAUCUUUUAUUUUGUCUUUGUUGGGCUCUAAACUGACAUCAAAUAUCUUUAUUUCUUUUGAUUCAGGAAAGCGCUAACGUCAGAGGAACAAACGCAAGGGAUGGUAAGACAAAGGUUCUUGAUGGAACGCAGUUCCGCAAAAAUCCUAAUUCUGCAAAAAUAAAAAAAAUUUUAAAAAAGUCACUUUGAAUCUAUUUGUUAUUGUUUUUUUCCAACGCUGUUGAAAGUACCGAUGGCACCUAACGAACACAGCUUUCAUGGUUGCUUCAGACAGUCCAAUCAUAUACUGGGUGAUUUAGUAUUAUCAACUGAGUUGAUAACGUAAAUUGGCCACCGUAAAGAGUUUCAAAGCUGAUGUUUUGAGUGCUAGCCAUUUGUCAGAGCGAUUGACGAAGAAGAUCGAAUCGUCGGACGUAUUACUCUGACGAAGGGCUAAACGUCAGCUUUGAAACUCUUUACGGUGGCCAAUUUACGUUAUCAACUUAGUUUAUAAUGCUUAAUUACCCUGUUAUACUCUCCCACCGACGCAACACCAUAGUUUGUCUAGAGACGUACCCGCUUUAUUCAGUCAUAUAGUGAUUGGACAUCGCAUUGUCUCAGGUGCACGUUUUUGAAAUUCUUCACCAUCGCUUGGUAUGAAAAGAAAUAUAUUAGUUAUUUCAGGAUGAGGUUGCGAUAGGCACGUCAACACACGUGGUAACGCGACGAAACACCGUUGCUGCCCAUUAACCACAAUUGUCAAGGUUGCCUGGUGUCGAUUUGCGAAGUUAAGAUAAGAGCAAGUUAAACAAUCGUCCCACAGAAGGCAAGUUUGAUUUAGGUCGAACCACUCAUAUUAGCAGCUAUUUUAAACAAAACUUUUUCCUGUUUUGAUUGCUCAUUGAUAUUACUGGCAACAUCUCGCACUCAAACCAUGUUAUGAUCAAUUGUCUAUCAAGUUCCGGGUUCGAAUUUAGGUGACGGCUUAAAAGGAGUACAGAGGGUGACUCUUAACAGUCGGAGUUGAGAAGGUAGACUUUCAACAGCUCUUCAGUUAACAAAAUGUUGAAAUGCUUCUCCAAACAGUCGACAAACCCUUUAAGUUGUCAGGUAAGCGUAUAGAUCAAGCCCAACUUUGGACAAAACUAUGCGGAAAAGAUGAACCCUCUAAAAAUUUGUCUCGUUGUUUAGGUGUGGCUUCGUAGUUCAUUUGGUAGUGAGGCCCAACGAGUAUCGAUAUCGGGAAGAAACGGGAUCGAAUCACGGCGAAGCCUAAAUUUUUUUAGGCUUCUCUUCAGCAGUCCCUUUAAUCGUAGCUCAGCCACGAGGAUCAUUGCUUUACGUUUUUUUCAUCUGCAGGUCAAAUGUUAAUUCAUUUAAAUUGUGAUUAGUUUGCACACUUUUAACGAGAACUUUAAAUAGCGCCCUAAUUCUAGAUGAGAGCCACUGAAAGGAAAUAAAAUUGAGGAGAAAAGGGUUACUCGGCAUUACCUUACUUUGAGGGUAGCAAUGUAAGGUCAGUUUAUAGAUCGAUCGUUUUUACUUUUAAAAUUUGUUUAAAAAACUCCUCAGUUACGCACACAAAGCGGAAAAGUUUGCUAAUCUUUUGCAACCGUUAUUUGGUCUCGUCACGCAAUGGCUCUCUCUCCAAUUGAGAAUAGAGGGCGUUGUGUGACGAGACCAAAAAACGGCUGUGAAAGAGACCGCAGUAUGCGUAGCACCGAUACAUUUUAUUUUUGAUGAGAAGUACUUAUACAAUAAAGACAAUAGACCACAAAAUACCUGUGUGAUUUAAGAUAAAUUAGGUUUUUUCUGUUUCUCUUAAAGUGAAGUAAUGCGAUAUUUUCGUUCUUUUGAAAGUUAUGAAAAUCAUAGGAAUACAAAGUGUCCCAGCUCGACCUACGCAGCUGAGAAAAUAACUUGUAUGCUACGCAUGCCUAUGUUUAACAGAGCAAAAUUUCUUUGCUGUAUAUAUGAAAUUCUUUAUUGACCAAACUUUUUCGGUCAAGAUGGCUGGAAAUUUAUUAAAAAUUUGUUUUAUGGUAUAGCCCCAAGUUUGAAACAGGCAUCGACUAAACAUUCUCAUGGAGCUUGAUCUCGUGAUUUGUUUUAUUGCAUUACAUUAAGGACCCGCGCUGAUUUUUCGCAAUUAAGGGUGCCACAAAGAAGGAUGCACAUUGGAAUUCCAAUGAGCAAAACAGCGUAAUUAACGUUACAUGGUUCUGAUCACAGCAGGAGCCUUGGAGACGUUACCAAAAGCAAGUGCUAUUUUUUGUUAUUUCCUGGAUGUAAUAUUGCUGUUUUUUUCUCCAAAGAAAAAGUUUUGAGAUUAUGUUUGGGUUACCAUAGUACUGCGUGGGUACAGCACUUAAGAGUUACUGGUGCGUGCAGCGAAAGUAUUCUUUUAGCGGCGAUUGUUUGUAAUAAAGUAUCCAAUGUAAUAUGCUGGAAACUAAUGUUUGCGGUUCAUUCUCUAAAAAACCUUUUUUAUGUGUUCACCGCCUUAUCGAUAUCUGCUGAUUGUAAAAUCAAAUAUGCACACAUGUUCUGCUAAUUUGUGUGAAAAUCAGGUGCUGUUGGUGACUAAAUUUGCCGCUAAAUAUUGCACUUGCAGACAGUCCUUCUGAUUUCUAUGCUUGGGAAUCUCCAGAUAAAAACAGCAAAGAAUUUAUGAGACUUGAUCUAAUAGUGCAAACAAACAUCAAUAUAUCUCCAUCAGAUUUUUACACAAGUAAACUAAAUGAUAGGCACCAAGAGCUCUGAUAUUGCUUUUGUGCUGCUAAGAAAAAACGUGGAAAAUUUAGCUUAUUCAAAACAAGUUUUACUCAGGAACUUUGACUAAAUGUGCGAUGUGAAGAAAAGUUCUUUACUAAAACCGAACGUUUAGUACAUUUAAGGUAGAGGUGACGUGAAGAUACUUUUUGGUUGUGAUAUCUCACGAUGUUGAAGUCCAGUGACUAUUAAGUUCAAAUGUAUACUAUUUAUUGCCUUUGUAUGCCCGGCAUGAAACCGUUUUACUUGUAAUGACAAUAUUAGAGAAUUAAGCUUUAACGAGAGAGAGUUAUCCUAUAAUAUUUUCGCUCGAAAUCAAGCAAAAUUCGGGAACGGCAAGAAAAAAGUACUUUGGAGACCAAGCUUCUCUUUGAUAUUGAAAACACAAAUCAAACUUAAUGAUAAAUAUUUGGAAGACCUAAUGAUAUGUUCCAAUUAAGAAUCAACUGCCUGCAAUAAAUCUCUAUUGUAUUUCAAAGUCUUUGUUUGACUCGAAACUAAAAUAAAACAAAUCUAAUUUAGGAAAGCGCUGACAAAACAGGAACAAAAGCAAGGGCUUGUCAGGCAAAGGUUCUAGAUGAAAUGGAAUUUCGCAAAAAUUCUUAUUGAACAAAUUAAAAACACAGAAGUCGAAAGCUUUAAAUCCACCUUUUCAGUUUAAUAUAACACCUAUAAUAUGUCGCGAUAAUAUAGCACCUAUCGAACACAGCUAUGUCUGAUUGGAAAUCGCAUCGUUCUAGGUAAAAUCUUUGAAAUUUUUCAUUAUCGUCCUGCAUGGAAAGAAAUCACCUGAUUUCCUUUAUUUCAGGAAGGGGUCAGACUAUUAAGGCAGCCUAAGCACGUUGAAAAAAAGGAAAGAAAAUCAGUAAAUUUGGACUCAACACUCUUUCUGCAAACGCCGCAAAGCAGCUAGUGUUAUGUAGUUAGGGCAUUAAGUGCGUGAUUCAGCAAGUUCAGCUAACGUCAAACUAACACUCAAAUAUGUGUUUGUUCAUUUGAUAUUAAUAUCCGCCAACAUCUAGCAUUAAACCAUGCAAUGUUCAGUUGUCCGUCAAGUUCCAGUUUCGAAUUCCAAUGACAACGUAAAAGAGAUCGCGGUGAGUUGCAAAAACCAGUCGGAGUUGCGAAGGUUAGCUCUCGACAGCACUUCAUUAAACGAAGGUAAGUAAGUGCUUCAUCGUUGUCACAAUACUAGUUAUGUUAAGCAAAUUUACACUUUUUUUAACAAGCCAAGAAAAGAGUUCUCAAUUUUCCAUUUGUGUGUUUGCCAAUAAUUCGCCAAAGUCAACUUCCUUCGCUGACCUCGUUAGUAAAAUUGGACAGAAGUUUCUUUGCAGUUUAGAUGAGUGUUGAGAACAAAAGUGAAAUGAGGUGAACGUGGAAUAGUAAAUUUUGUCCAUAAACGCUAGCUGGUUAUCGAUUUAAAGGUAAUAAAGGGCGUUAUAAUAAAGUUCGGAUAUAACGCGUGCUGUCAUUGGUUGAAAGAGCGUGCUCUAUGAGAGUAUAGAGCAUAGAGCUGAGCUAAAGCUGUCACGCCAUCUGUCAAAUUGCACUAUGUUCGACCUUUUCCGGGACUUCUUUUUAGCUCUUUUUCCGAUAACUGAAAGUGGAAUUUCGGAACUGAAGCGAGCCGGCAAGUAGCAACAGAAGAACCAAACAAAGGUUUGUAAACAUACCAGGCGCCGUAAUUUACGUGAUUAAAACGUGAGCAGAUGCGAAAAUCCAAAAGGAAAAACAAAAUAGACAUUCCGAGUUUUAAAGAUUUUCACGCUCAGUUAGAUUGCAAGCUUACGUACGGUAAUAAAAAUCAAACACAGCUAACACUCGUAUAGUAUAUAAAGUUCAGUGUUCAAAAACAAAACAGAACAAAACAGAAAUGAUGAAAAAUAUAACCAAACUGGCAUAACUGUUAAAAUUCAUACUAAUCAUGACGGUGUCUGAGCGAAUAUGAUCAUGCUGAAGUUCAUCGCGGCUCGCUCAUCAUGGCGAUCUCCGGUCAUCACGGUAAAGCAAGCCUCAGAAACUACAUCGGCCGGCCUUCGAGUGAAAAAAUAUGAGCUUGCUCUGAUAUCCUUUCCGAUGCGUUGGGUGGAAAGUCACAUCAGUCACUGCAACCGAGUUUUGCGGCGCUGCCAUCCCGAGCGAUCUUCAUGUUCCGGUGAAUUCGGCUGUCGUUCCUUCAAAAAACACUCGCCUUGAACAGUUUGUUUUCUACCUUGUCAUGCAGAAAAACUCACGUGUUUUUAUGAGCCAUAAUUCGGCUGUAGUUCACUGAACAUUUCACUUCAGGAUUCUGUAUUAGAGACUUAAAAACUUCAAGCAAAAGUGUUAAAUUCGACUUGCCGAACUAUUUUAGUUUGUAAACUAUCGUAGAAUGUGAACUUUGAUGGUUUUGAACUUUGAUGGUUUGACACUUUUGACAGCUUUAGUCUUGUACAGCCAAUCAGAGUAUUUGAACCAUUCUAUCAGGGAUUCUGAUUGGCUUAUUGUAGCGUGCUUUAUGAGAGUAUAGAGCAUGCUGACGACACUGUUGUUCGCUUUGGAAAUAAAGUUUGUUUUGGAAAUUGAAAGUAAUGCUUUGGUACUUUAACGGAUCCUUUAUUAUAAAACAAAUAGAGAAGCCUUGACUGUGCUCUUUUCUGUUAUAAAGCACUUAGGAAGCGGCUAGAGCACUCAAGAAGUGGGAAGAAACACUCGACUACGUCUCGUGUUUCUCCCUACACUUCUUUCGUGCUCUAGCCGCUUCCUGCGCGCUUUAUAACAGAACAGAGCACAGUCAAGGCUUCUCUAUUUGUUAACUAAAGUUGAAAAUUGAAGAUGAGUUUGGAUACUGGCCAUAUCACGACCAUAUUACGAUUGAAAAAGAAUGGAAUGCAGAUGAAUCCCUAAUCAUUAAAAUCUGCUUUAAUAUACAGCUGAGCCUUUCUGUUGCCUCCCAACAUAUUUCGGUGAUAUAUCGAUUAUCAUUGAAAUCAUUUAUUUUCUUACAACAGAGUGCGUAAGUUUUUAAAGAAAAUCUGGUGUUGCGUAAAUGGUGGGGAAUAACAUGAUAAUUUGGUUUUAUCACCUGAGUUAAUAACGUAAAUUGGCCACCGUAAAGAGUUUCUAAGUUCUUGAAGCUGGCUUGGUUGGUGAAUGAAGAGAAUAAAAGUCAGCCUGGUGUUAGUUCAUUUUAAGGAUUGCUCAGUCAUUUCAAUUUCAAGACUACUCGCCACUUUUAGAAUUUUAUAUUCAAUCGAAAAAAAUAUGUUUUAUUAGCUGUUCAGUGACGCACAGGAGGCUUGUGAAUCUUUUUGGUCUUUGGAUUGCAAAAUUUUGUUCUGUCCGUGCAAACCUAAAGCAAAUGUGGCAUUUACCCCAUUUGCACCACAUUUGCUACGGCUUUGGACCAGAUUUGAUGACAUUUGCACUGCGCAAAUAUGAUGCAAAUCCGUUUUUUUCGUCCAGUGAGAUGAACUUAUUAUUUUCACUCAUCUGUUCAUUUCAGAAAUUCCUUUUGUGCUAAUUCAAAGACCAGGCAGAAACCGACCAUCAUCAUAGAGUCAACAUGACACAUGUCAACUGUCUGUUGGGAGUCGUCGUUUUUGUCCUUCUGGGUAGGAAGUAAACUUUUGAUCAGCAUUGAUCAUCUUCCUUCUAAUUAUAAAUCAGCGAUCCUCGGAUGGCUAUAGCAGUAAUAAUCCGGCCGUCUGGCAGUGGUUACAUUUGGACUUAUCCGAGUGCUCGAAAACGUAGGAGCAAAAAUUAUCUUUGAUAUUUUCAAGAUUCUCAACUAGAUGGUGACCGAAGCUAAAAGAAUUUAGAGUGCUUUUCUGCUGAGUCGUAAAACCAAAGCCUCAACAAUCUCGACGGCUAACAAGAGAGAGAAGAAAAUUGUCAGAAAGAGCUAACGAGAGGUCAAAGAGUAGGGAAACACGGGUUACAAUUGGAAUGGCUUAUAGUUUUCUGCCAAAAUUAAAUUUUGAGUCGGUUCAUUGCCUCACGUUCAUUUCAGUAGUUAAUAAACAUUGUUUCUUUUUUUAAAGCCAUAAAGGUCCUCUGUCAGGACCCUAUUGAUCAAUCUGAACACGAGAAUUUGAUACUACUUUGUGAUCCGCACCGCACGAACGGUCACUGCUGUGGCGGAAUAAGUUAUCAUCCAUUUUCACAGCUGUGCUGUUCAGGCGCUAUUCAACCGGUUAGUGGUCCUCAAUACUCUUGCUGCGGGAAAACUUUCUACAAUACUGGAACACAGCUCUGUUGCUCAGGUGUCGUGAGACCAAAGAGUCACUCACAAAACGCUUGCUGUGGAACUUCAGCUUACGACACUACUAGACAGAUCUGUUGUAUUAGAUCCAUCUUUCCAAAAUUCUACGGCAGAACUCUUGCCAAAUGUUGUAGGUAAGAACGCAUUUUAAAGGCAAUUUUAUACGUAGAAGCCAGUUUACUCACUUGAGGGGUCUCAGGUUUUCGUUUUUGUAACAUCAUUUUGUUAAUGGCUGCGAUAAACUUGUAAGAUGAAUAAGUUGUUCGGUAUUUCUUCGUCUUCCUUUAACAGUGUCAUUGUAAAUUGGCAGUUUCUUCUUUUGUUGAAACAUGCGAUCGCCUUUGUGUGCUGAUUGCCUGGUUUGAUUCUUCCACAUUAAAUCCAUAUGAUACGUACAAAUUACCUCACUUUAAACGGUCAAGAUCUGCAGGAUGACUUGAGCGGUUUCGAAAAUAAGCGCCAUCAUUUCGAUGGAUUUUAUCAGGGUUUUUUUGCAUUUCAUUCGGGUUUUCUGAUACCAAGUAUGAAUUAUGUUCAUGUAGCCAUAACCAGACGAGUACAAAUGCAGUAUUAUUUGAUCUGAAUUAACUUCUUUCAAGUUAUUUUAACAAUUUUUUAUUUUCAUUCCCCGUGAUAAAUACUCUGCAAAAGUGCUUUUUUUUCCAACUCAAAUCUAAAGCAGAACUGUUAAGUAGAGUAAAAUACAAAUCCUUAAAAAAUUUUUCCCUUUAGCUCUGGAUCCUACUACUUUACUUUUGUACUCUUGCAUUAAUCCUUAUUGUUCAGAAAAAUGUUUCUUUCGUCUUGUCAUGCGUCAGCGUGGAACAAAGAAAAUUCUGAGCAAGAUAGUAAAUCUCAAUCAGGAAUCUUUUUUGGGGGUCUUUAGAUCUUCACGCUAUAAUCCCACUACCCAAGGAUGCUGUGCUUGGAGAAAGCCAUAUUCUACCUCUACUCAACUCUGCUGUGGAGGAACAGUUGUUCAGAAAAUCAAAGGCUCUGCCUGCUGUGGAAAAAGAGUUUAUGACACCAACACCCAGGUAGAUAUCAACGAAAUGAUUUGAUAGAUGGCGAAUUUAUACAAUAUAAACAUGAUCAGUUUAUAACUAAUCGAGAUUACAGAAAUACAUCUCAUUUUUAUUCUUGAAGUGGUGAUUUCUAAUACAUUACAGACUCGCAUGAAAACAUCGUAAGCUCCCUCCCUCGUUGAGUUAUCAAUAUUUAUGGUAGCACUAUUUCAGAUACUUCUUUAUUCACUGUUUUUACUAUACUUGCCAUCUUUACGCUAUUAUGCCAGGGUCAUAAUAGAUGAAAUAGAGAAAUAGAGAAGCUUAGAGAAAUACUAAGAAAUCUCGAUUUAAGAAGAUAUCAAUAGAGAAAAGAGCAAGUCUAAGAUCAUUUUACUUUUCCUGAUUCUUAUAUUUACUCGUGGUCUUCAAUUCGUAAAGUAGUAUUUAAAGAUAAAUUAGAGGAAUACAUGAAACAACUUGGUGUUGGUGGUGUUGUUCCAAACCAAGCCAUGGAUCGGUGAGCUGUUGUGGCACGACAGUGAUCUUCUCCAAUUAUCAACGUUGCUGCGACAAUAGAGUGUAUAAUCCAUCAACUCAGGUAGAUAAGUUUUGAAGGUUAUCUUCUGACAAAACGUGCAGCUGAGGUCACCGAAAGUGAACUUAUAGAAACUUGUUGCCCAAGGAGCACUAAAAAAAAGAAUCUCCUCGCGACUAAAUUGCUUUUACAUAUAUAAGAGCAUGCAUGGAAGGGAAUCAAUAGCAAAAAUGCAUUGACUAUGAAAAUACUGCUCAGCGUCUUUCGUUUAAUCGGUGGAGUACCUUUCAGAUUAAAGCCCAAAAUUACAGACGCUUAACCCUCAUUUUGCAGACUCCCCACUUUAACACUCAAGUAAGAUCAUUUAAGAAUUCCUUGAAAUAAUCCCGAGCUUUACUCUGAGCAUGUUUAAAUUUGAUUUUCUGUUUUUCAUUUUUUUUCUUUUAUUUGGUUUAUGUUUAACGCUGAAAUACUAUUUUCCAUGCUUUUGUGUAGGUUUGUUGCUCAGGAGUAAUCUCCAAAAGACCACACGGUGUAUCAAAUCCAAGAUGCUGUAAAACCCGACCCUACAACCCAAACACUCAAGUAAGAUCAUUUAAGAAUUCCUUGAAAUAAUCUUGAGCUUUAUUUUGAGCAUGUUUAAAGCUAACUUUCUGUUUCUCAUUUUUUUCUUUUAUUUGGUAUAUUGUUAUUCCUCGCUUAUACAUUGUACCCACAUUUUUCAGAAACCUUGGACUGAGAACUUCAAAAAUUUAAAAUAAAACUUAUUGAUCAGGCAGCGCAAAAACAUGCGUUCAAUAGGUUCAUCCACAGCACCAACACCCAGAUAGAUAUCAACGAAAUGAUUUGAUAGAUGGCGAAUUUAUACAAUAUAAACAUGAUCAGUUUAUAACUAAUCGAGAUUACAGAAAUACAUCUCAUUUUUAUUCUUGAAGUGGUGAUUUCUAAUACAUUACAGACUCGCAUGAAAACAUCGUAAGCUCCCUCCCUCGUUGAGUUAUCAAUAUUUAUGGUAGCACUAUUUCAGAUACUUCUUUAUUCACUGUUUUUAUUAUACUUGCCAUCUUUACGCUAUUAUGCCAGGGUCAUAAUAGAUGAAAUAGAGAAAUAGAGAAGCUUAGAGAAAUACUAAGAAAUCUCGAUUUAAGAAGAUAUCAAUAGAGAAAAGAGCAAGUCUAAGAUCAUUUUACUUUUCCUGAUUCUUAUAUUUACUCGUGGUCUUCAAUUCGUAAAGUAGUAUUUAAAGAUAAAUUAGAGGAAUACAUGAAACAGCUUGAAAUAAAUUGAUAUUCACUUUCUCCGACGAUUAAAUUUUCAGGUAUGCUGUGGUGGUGUUAUUCAUCCCAAACCAAGCCAUGGACCGGUGAGCUGUUGUGGCACGACAGUGAUCUUCUCCAAUUAUCAACGUUGCUGCGGCAAUAGAGUG